This is a messenger RNA of Mixia osmundae IAM 14324, 414 nucleotides long. RefSeq lists its product as uncharacterized. The record is from RefSeq and is a predicted model, not a curated record. The transcript has 6 exons. NCBI's taxonomy places the organism in Eukaryota, Fungi, Basidiomycota, Mixiomycetes, Mixiales, Mixiaceae. Gene Ontology annotation, cellular component: intracellular membrane-bounded organelle; membrane. The coding region runs from base 1 to 414 and encodes 137 amino acids. Gene Ontology annotation, molecular function: heme binding.
AUGAUGCAGACCAAGUCAAAGGCUAGUAGCAAGUGCGAUGGGAAAGCUGCCGCGAAGGAAGCCCGUUCGCAAGCGAUGGACCAGCAGUCAAGAGACGCACUGGAUCUGACGCCGCCGCCGUAUGCCGUCGACGAGCUUACCGCGAGUUUACGAGAGAAGGAUACAAUCAAUCUCAAGGAGGUUGCCGAGCACACGAGCGAGACAUCGGCGUGGAUCAUCGUCGAAAAUGGCGUUUAUGAUGUCACCAAGUUCUUGCAAUCACACCCAGGUGGCACAAAGAUCUUGUUAAAGGCACGCGCAAAUAAAGGCACGGAUGCGACCGAGGCGUUCUGGAAGUACCACUCCAAACGCGUACUCGAGAAGACUGCAGCAAAGAUGAAGAUCGGCGAAGUCGGUGGCGAGGCUAAGCUAUAG